Messenger RNA from Gopherus evgoodei (Goodes thornscrub tortoise), 1835 nucleotides. Its product is annotated as papilin-like. Bases 70 to 1710 code for a protein of 546 amino acids. Gene Ontology annotation, cellular component: extracellular region. The transcript is spliced from 11 exons. The record is from RefSeq and is a predicted model, not a curated record. Gene Ontology annotation, molecular function: serine-type endopeptidase inhibitor activity. NCBI's taxonomy places the organism in Eukaryota, Metazoa, Chordata, Testudines, Testudinidae.
GUGCCGGGCUGGCAUGAUGGUAUAUAAGCUCGUGCAGCUCAGCGCUGGACAUCCUGGCCCAUCAGCACCAUGAAAUCAGGCCUCCUCCUCCUCCUGGGGCUCCUCGCCCUCUGGGCUGACCUGCUGCCUGCCUCUGGGCAGCUCCGUCAAGCUAACCCAAUCUGCAAUCUCCCUGCGGAUCCUGGCCCAUGUUUCACCUACAGCCUCAACUACUUCUACAACUCGGUCACCAAGAGGUGUGAGGAGUUUGUUUAUGGCGGCUGCCAGGGCAAUGGGAACAGGUUUGACACUAUGUUCAGGUGCCUCAAGACCUGUGGAAGCUCAGCUAAAGAUAUCUGCAAGCUCCCUGUGGAGCCUGGCUCGUGUCAGGCCUACAUGACCCGCUACUUCUACAACUCGGCCACCAAGAAAUGUGAGAUGUUCCGCUACGGUGGCUGCCAGGGCAACAAGAACAGGUUUGCCACUAAAGACCAAUGUCUCAAGACAUGUGGACAGCCUGGAGAGAGCCCACAAGCCCAGGUUGCCUUUGGCUCAGGGAUCCUGGUGUCCAGAAAGCCAAAGCAGCAGCCACCUUCCGGCGUUAUUUAUUACAAGCUGGGUGUGCAGACGCUCUUUAGCGUGAUGCAGCUUGGGGUGCGUGAUGAUGUCACUAAGAUACAUUCAGGGUUCCCCAAGAUCUGCAAGCUCCCUGCGGAACCCGGCCCAUGUUUUACCUACAUGUCCAGGUACUUCUACAACUCGGUCACCAAGAGGUGUGAGGAGUUUGUUUAUGGAGGCUGUCAGGGCAAUGGUAACAGGUUUCCCAAUAUGGACGAAUGUCUCCAGACCUGUGGAAGCUCAGAUGUAGAUAUCUGCCAGCUCCCUGUGCAGCCUGGCCCGUGUAAGGCCUACACUACCCUGUACUUCUACAACUCAGCCACCAAGAAAUGUGAGGAGUUCAGGUAUGGUGGCUGCCAGGGCAACGAGAACCGGUUUACCACCAAAGACGAAUGUUUCCAGACAUGUGGACGCCCAGUUAAAGAGAUCUGCAAGCUCCCUGGGGAUGCUGGCUCGUGUUUUUCCUACAUGACUCGCUACUUCUACAACUCGGUCACUGCCAGCUGUGAGGAAUUCGUUUAUGGUGGCUGCGAGGGCAAUGGGAACAGGUUUGCCACUAAAAAUGAAUGUCUCAAGACCUGUGGCAGCCCAGAUACAAAUAUCUGCCAGCUCCCUAUGCAGCCUGGCCCAUGUCAGGCCUACGUGUCCCACUACUUCUACAACUCGGUCACCAAGAAAUGUGAGACGUUCCAGUACGGUGGCUGCCAGGGCAACGAGAACAGGUUUGCCACUAAAGACGAAUGUCUCAAGACCUGUGUGCGACCAGUUAAUGAUGUUUGCAAACUCCUUCUGGACUCUGGCUCAUGUUUUUCCUAUGUGACCCGCUACUUCUACAACUUGGUCACCAAGAAGUGUGAGGCGUUCACUUACGGCGGCUGCGAGGGCAAUGGGAACAGGUUUGCCUCCAUUGACGAAUGUCUCAGAACCUGUGGAAGUCCAGAGAAACCCGGGUUCUGCCCCAAGACAACUGGAGGGCUCUGCAUUCUGGGAUGCAAUGAUGAUGACGACUGUGCUGGAACAGAAAAGUACUGCAGUAAUGGGUGUGGCCGGACUUGCCAAAUCCCCACAGCAGGGCCGACCAGAGAGAGAGACUGGGAAGAACCGAGAGCCUGACAGCAGGGCCUGUGGGGGGAUGGGACAGGAUCCUCCAAUCUGGUCCCCACCUGACACCCACCCCCAGUCGCCCAUGGGCCUGAUCUCGCCCCGCACAUGGCUUGUGUAUUAAAGAGCUCAGCUCA